CCACUCCUCAUCCUCUACCUCCCUCGCCAUCUCCAUGGACACUGGAGGACAGUUUUGACUGCUACCUCAUACACCAUCUCCUACUCCAACAUCAACACUGACUGUUUCACUGACUCCAGAAGUGAUAUCUCUGCUAGUGGGACAUCACACACUCUGACUGGUCUAGAGGAGGGAACUGAGUAUUCUAUCACUCUCACUGCCACUCUGACUGGGAAUGGAGGGACUCAAGAAGGCAGCACCACAGCCACCACACUGACUGCUGCUCCGUCUGUACCUCCUCCUGGUGUGACUGUAACUGAUGUGAAUUCCUCCUCCAUCACUGUCCAGUGGGGGAGUGUGCCAUGUAUCCAUCAGAAUGGAGCCAUCACAGGCUACUCAGUCCAAUAUGGAGUAAUGGGGAGUGGGAACACAGAGACUGUGACUGUUGAUGGAGCUAGUACCACUCAGACCACCAUCCCUGGUGUCAAUCCAUCCACUACCUACUCCAUCCAAGUAGCGGCAGUCAACAGUGCUGGUACUGGAGUCUACAGUGAUCCAGAAACUCUUCAAAUGGGUGUUCCAGAGAAACCAACUGUAGAUAUGGACAGCAUUGAGACCACACCCACUACAAUAACUCUCUCCUGGAGCCUUCCUCGUAAUGUAACUGGCUCUGAGGUGAGCUGGGAGCUAACAGAGCAGACGAGAAGAAGAAGAGGAGUCCGCAAUGCUGAGGGAGGGACUAGUGGACAACUCGCUGCAGACCAGAACAGCUACACUAUCGACAAGCUGAGGAGUGGAACUAGCUUAUGACAUCACUGUCACAGUCUUCAACCCUGCUGGGAGCUCUUCCACCACCUUUACUCGCUCUACUGAGGGAGGAGUGAUUGAUGCUAACCAGGCGGAGAGUACUAGCAACACUUCUGCCAUUAUUGGUGGAGUAGUGGCUGUGGCUGUUGCCUUUAUGAUCAUAACUUCACUGACAGUCAUAGUGGUAGUGAUUCUAGUGCUGAGAAGUCGCAGUGGAAAUUACUCUGCAAAAACAAGAGCUACAGUUGGAGCUACAAAUCAAUCAGUGGAGCUCUCCAAGCUCUCAGAGCCAACAUAUGCAGAACCAGACCAGUUCCAUACCACCCGUAAUGAGGCCUACAAUGUAGUGAGAGGGACUGGAAGGACAGUUGAAGAUGAUUAUGAAGUACCACAAAACCUUCCUCCCUCCACCACCUCUCAACAACCUACCACUACUGCUACUGGAGACUAUGAACUAGUGUGACUGUGGACAUGACUGGUACUGCCCUCCCCUGAACAUUGUUUUUGCAGUAUGAAUGUCAGUAGCUACUAUGUCAGUUUGUACACCUUUACAGAAAGCAUUCUGUUUGUAGUUUACCAGUUUACGUUUACCUUUGUGGGCAUUGUUUCAUCUCCUAAUAUGUGCAUGGUAAAAAACCAGCAGAGCGCGUAAUUAUAGAUACACUUGACUUGCACAGCACGUUUAGAGAUCAACACAAUGUACCAUGAUGUACUAUUAUAUCUAUUUAUGUUGAGUCUCCUCUGGUCUCUGGUGGAGGUCCACUCUCAGACCUUUCCCCGUCUCUCUUUCAUGGGCCAGACUCUGGCCAACCAUUCCUAUGUAGACAUCAGUCAAGUGAUAAUAUACUUCCAGAUCCCCCAUCUCCUACUGAGACAUUUCAGUCAUAAACACUGUCAUUACCACCAGUGGAGAAAACUAUGGAGUGCUGUCAUGACACUAGUUGUAAUGAUGUUUUAUUGUCAUUCAUUUCCAGUGAUUGAUGCUAACCAGACAGAGAGUACUAGCUG
Messenger RNA from Geodia barretti, 1794 nucleotides. NCBI's taxonomy places the organism in Eukaryota, Metazoa, Porifera, Demospongiae, Tetractinellida, Geodiidae. The record is from the annotation of a GenBank genome assembly.